Messenger RNA from Panicum hallii, 1054 nucleotides. Its product is annotated as cyclin-P1-1-like. Gene Ontology annotation, biological process: regulation of cyclin-dependent protein serine/threonine kinase activity. The coding region runs from base 54 to 881 and encodes 275 amino acids. Gene Ontology annotation, molecular function: protein kinase binding. The transcript is spliced from 2 exons. Lineage: Eukaryota; Viridiplantae; Streptophyta; Magnoliopsida; Poales; Poaceae. The record is from RefSeq and is a predicted model, not a curated record.
GAGCGCCGAAGAACGAGCCACCACCACCACCGCACGAGCAGCGGCAGCGGAGAAUGACGGCCGCGGCGGCCGGCGACCGCUUCCCGUCCUCCUCCCCGCCGCGGGCGGCGUCCGCAUGGCCGCCGCCCGCGCCGCCGGAGCUGGCCAUGGUGGCGCGCGCCGUGCAGCGGCUCGUGGCGCGGAAUGACGCGGUGGCGGCGCCGGACGGCCGCGGGGGCGGAGGAGCAAGAGGGAUGAGGGCGUUCGAGGCGGCCCGGGGCGCGCCGGCGCCGCGCAUCGGCGUGGCCGAGUACCUUGAGCGCAUGCACCGCUACGCGGGGCUCGACCCCGAGUGCUACGUCGUCGCGUACGCCUACGUCGACAUGGCCGCGCACCGCCGGCCCGCCGCCGCCGUCGCGUCCAGGAACGUGCACCGCCUCCUCCUCGCCUGCCUCCUCCUCGCCUCCAAGGUCCUCGACGACUUCCACCACAGCAACGCCUUCUUCGCGCGCGUGGGCGGCGUGAGCAACGCGGAGAUGAACAAGCUGGAGCUGGAGCUCCUCGGCGUGCUGGACUUCGCCGUCGCGGUCGACCACCGCGCCUACGACAGGUACCGCGAGCACCUGGAGAAGGAGAUGCGCAGGGACCACCACGUCCCGCCCGGCGCCGCGCCCAAGCCGACCACGAGGGCGGCUGCCGCGCCCACCGCCAUCAAGCUCCUGCUGCCGCCGCUGGCGGAGGAGCGCCGGGCCGAGAUUGACGACGGCGACAGCGAGGAGCGCGGCCGGAAGCCGCCGCCGAACGGCGUGCGUGCCGGCGAAGAGCACGACCGGAAGCUGCCGAACGGCGUGGCGCCGGGGGCCAAGACCCUCCGGGAGCUGUGCGCCUUGGAUUACUACUAGUAGUAGCAGGUAGCAAUGUGCAAGAUGCAAAUUCAUCAGAGCGUGUUAAUCGAACGUGCGUGUGUAUAUAUCUGCAGAAUUGUUACGGAUAAUCGGACGUGCCAUACAUGUACGGUGCUGUGAAUUACAGGUAAUCCGUAAUCGGAUGAAAUGGUGCCAAGAUCUGAAGAUCA